UAAGUUCUAGCGUCCGAUACCGGAGAGAAUUACCAUUAAAUUAAAGCAACAAAAGAAACGACAUUUCUGCGUAUUAAAUCAGAACCCAUUCCGUUAAAAAAAAAAUCAAGAAACGCUUGAAUCUUGUGGAUUAUUAUUGGAUUUGAAUUUCUAUUUGGAUUUGACUGUUUCUCUCUGCUCUUUUCAUUCAACAGGUAAAAACCAGUUUCACCAUGAAGUUGACAGGAAUAUUUCUGCUAUUGAUGCUUUGGACCUGCGAGAGCGUACGAGUUGCAGAGAGCCGAGACGACAAUAGCGUGUACGACCUGUUCGAGCUGGUCCACGUCUCCAAGAAGAACCACGGAGUGACCCUGGUGAAGGGCGACGACCCAUACAGUCCCGCCUACAAGAUCCUCAACCCGGACCUGAUCCCCGAGGUCCCCGAGAGCUCCUUCAGGGACCUCGUUGAUUCCAUCCACGCGGAGAGGGGAUUCCUUCUCCUCCUCAACUUCAAGCAGUUCAAGAGGACCAGGGGCUCCCUCCUGACGGUGGAAAAGCGUGACGGAUCCGGAGCCGUGUUCGAGAUCGUCUCCAACGGGAAAGCGAACACCCUGGAUGUGGUUUUCUCUACAGUGAAUAAGCAACAGGUGGUGUCGAUAGAAGAUGUGGACUUGGCGACGGGCCACUGGAAGAAUAUUACGCUGUUCGUGCAGGAGGACCGGGCGCAGCUGUAUGUUGGCUGUGAAGAGGUGAACACGGCGGAACUGGACGCGCCCAUCCAGAGCAUCCUCACGCAGGAGACUCCCAUCACGGCGCGUCUCAGAAUCGGGAAAGGAGCGGUGAAGGACCGGUUCAUGGGGGUGCUCCAAAACGUCCGCUUUGUCUUUGGAACCACUUUAGAAGCGAUACUGCGCAACAAAGGAUGCCAAAACUCUGUUCUGACUGAUAGAAUCAUCGUUAUGGACAACCCCAUCAAUGGGUCCAGCCCUGCCAUUAGGACUGACUACACUGGCCACAAAAGUAAAGACCUGCAGAUGAUCUGUGGGUUCUCCUGUGAGGACCUGGCUGGCAUGUUCAAGGAACUGAAGGGGCUGGGAGUGGUGGUGAAGGAGCUGUCUAACGAGCUGCGCAAAGUGACGGAUGAGAACAAGUUGUUGAUGAACAGAGCGGGGAUCCACAGUGGAGUCUGUCUGCACAACGGCAUCGUCCACAAGAACAAGGCCGAGUGGACCGUCGACGACUGCACCGAGUGCACUUGUCAGAACUCUGCUACCGUAUGCCGCAAGAUCUCCUGCCCACUGAUCCCCUGUGCCAACGCUACCGUGUCUGAUGGAGAGUGUUGCCCGCGCUGUGGAACACUGAGUGACUAUGCGGAGGACGGCUGGUCCCUCUGGUCUGAAUGGACACACUGUUCCGUGUCUUGUGGGCGGGGCAUUCAGCAGAGAGGCCGUUCCUGCGACCGCAUCAACAACAACUGCGAGGGAACCUCCGUCCAAACCAGGGACUGCUACCUUCAGGAGUGUGACAAACGCUUCAAGCAGGACGGUGCCUGGAGCCACUGGUCCCCCUGGUCUUCCUGCUCGGUCACCUGUGGGGCGGGUGUCAUCACCCGUAUUCGCCUCUGCAACUCCCCCACACCCCAGCUGGGAGGCAAGGACUGCCAAGGAGAGGGAAGACAGACUGAGAAGUGCACCAAGUCACCCUGCCCCAUCAACGGUAACUGGGGACCCUGGUCGCUAUGGGAUACCUGCUCUUCCACCUGUGGGGGAGGAGCCCAGACACGUAAACGUCUCUGCAACGACCCCGCCCCCAAAUAUGGUGGCAAGGAGUGCCAGGGUGACUCCAAGGCCACUCAGCUGUGCAACAGGAACGCCUGUCCCGUCGAUGGUUGUCUGGCUAACCCCUGCUUUCCUGGGACCAAGUGCACCAGCGUUCCUGAUGGAACAUGGAGUUGUGGGAAAUGUCCCUCUGGUUACUCUGGUGACGGCAUCAAGUGCGAGGACAUUGACGAGUGCAAAGAGGUUCCUGACGCUUGCUUCGUGUUCAACGGAGUCCACCGCUGUGAGAACACUGACCCUGGUUACAACUGUCUGCCCUGUCCCGCACGCUACUCUGGACCUCAGCCCUUCGGCAGGGGAGUGGAGGAGGCCAUCGCCAAGAAACAGGUGUGUACACCACGUAACCCCUGCCUCGAUGGGAGCCACGAAUGCAACAAGAACGCCCGCUGUAACUACCUGGGACACUUUGCCGACCCCAUGUACCGCUGUGAGUGUAAGCCUGGCUAUGCUGGAAACGGACACAUCUGUGGUGAGGACACGGACCUGGACGGAUGGCCCAACCAAGACCUGGUCUGUGUGGAGAACGCCACCUACCACUGCAAGAAGGACAACUGCCCCAACCUUCCCAACUCAGGCCAAGAAGACUACGACAAGGACGGUGUUGGUGACGCGUGUGACAAUGAUGAUGACAACGAUGGCAUUCCUGACGACAGGGAUAACUGCCCGUUUGUGUACAACCCCAGGCAAUAUGACUAUGACAGAGAUGAUGUUGGAGAUCGUUGUGAUAACUGUCCUUACAACAGCAACCCUGACCAGACCGACACAGACAACAACGGGGAAGGAGACGCCUGCUCUGUGGACAUUGAUGGAGAUGGUAUUCUGAAUGAGAAAGACAACUGCCCGUACGUCUACAACGUGGACCAGAGAGACACUGACAUGGAUGGUGUGGGAGACAUGUGUGACAACUGUCCUCUGGAACACAACCCUGACCAGGUUGACUCUGAUGACGACCGUGUGGGAGACAAGUGUGACAGCAACCAGGACAUCGAUGAGGACGGCCACCAGAAUAAUCUGGACAACUGCCCCUACAUCCCCAACGCUAACCAGGCCGACCAUGACAAAGACGGCAAGGGAGACGCCUGCGACCACGAUGACGACAACGACGGGAUCCCUGAUGAGAAAGACAACUGCAGACUGGCCUUCAACCCUGACCAGCUCGACUCUGAUGGUGACGGUCGCGGAGAUGUUUGCAAAGAUGAUUUUGACCAAGACAACGUCCCUGACAUCUACGACGUGUGUCCGGAGAACUUUGACAUCAGCGAAACGGACUUCAGGAAGUUCCAGAUGGUUCCCCUGGACCCCAAGGGAACGUCCCAGAUCGACCCCAACUGGGUGGUCAGACAUCAGGGCAAAGAGCUGGUCCAGACCGUCAACUGUGACCCUGGCAUUGCUGUUGGUUUUGAUGAGUUCAACUCUGUGGACUUCAGUGGAACCUUCUUCAUCAACACAGAGCGAGAUGAUGACUACGCCGGCUUUGUGUUCGGCUACCAGUCCAGCUCCAGGUUCUACGUGGUGAUGUGGAAGCAGAUCACACAGACCUACUGGAACAACAAACCCACCAAGGCUCAGGGAUACUCAGGACUGUCCAUCAAGGUGGUCAACUCCACUACUGGACCUGGAGAGCACCUCAGGAACGCUCUCUGGCACACGGGCAACACCCCAGGACAGGUGAGGACUCUGUGGCACGACCCUAAGAAUGUUGGCUGGAAAGACUUCACAGCCUACAGAUGGCACCUGAUCCACAGACCAAGAACAGGACACAUCAGAGUGGUCAUGUACGAGGGGAAGAGGAUCAUGAAGGAUUCCGGGAGUGUAUAUGACAAGACGUACGCAGGCGGAAGACUAGGUCUCUUUGUCUUCUCGCAAGAGAUGGUAUACUUCUCAGACCUCAAGUAUGAAUGCAGAGAUGCAUAAUUGCACGGAGCAGGAAGCUCUUGGAACAAUGCACCUUUCUGUAUAAAUAUGAACGAUAUGUAUUCCAAUACAAUGUCCAGGGACUGUUUUUUUCUACUCCUCUUUUCUUCUGCGGGACUCACACUGAAGGGGGCGAGGGGGGGAAUUCUGUUGUGGUCAGCCUCGGGGUAAAUUGAUGCUGGUUUGGACAGAGAACCAUCCGGGUGACUGCCAGUCGAAGAUCAGAGAAGCCACUCCUACCCAUCCAGAGCAGGUAGAGACGGGAAAAAACAUCCCGUUUGCUUGGCCUGAGUGAGAGACUGACCGAUGUUCCCAACCGUCCGGACGAUCUCUCUCUGAUCUGAAAGACCUCAUUCAACCCUGUGCGGGAAAGUCUCCCGAUGGACAACUAUGCACUUCCAAACUUUUACAUCUCUCUCUCGCUAUCCCUCUUUCUAUCCAUCUCUCUCUCGCUAUCCCUCUUUCUAUCCAUCUCUCUCUCGCUAUCCCUCUUUCUAUCCAUCUCUCUCUCGCUAUCCCUCUUUCUAUCCAUCUCUCUCUCGCUAUCCCUCUUUCUAUCCAUCUCUCUCUCGCUAUCCCUCUUUCUAUCCAUCUCUCUCUCUCUAUCCCUCUUUCUAUCCAUCUCUCUCUCUCUAUCCCUCUUUCUAUCCAUCUCUCUCUCGCUAUCCCUCUUUCUAUCCAUCUCUCUCUCUCUAUCCCUCUUUCUAUCCAUCUCUCUCUCGCUAUCCCUCUUUCUAUCCAUCUCUCUCUCUCUAUCCCUCUUUCUAUCCAUCUCUCUCUCGCUAUCCUUCUUUCUAUCCAUCUCUCUCUCGCUAUCCCUCUUUCUAUCCAUCUCUUUUUUUGUUCUGGAAUGGACGUCCCAAAGAAAGACUAUGUGAUGUUCCGUUUAUAUAAAAAUAAAUCUAGGCGGAUGUAGGUUCUGAACGAUACAACUCUGAUGAUGAGGGGUUUUUGGCUCAGUGGUUGAAGAACGCAAUAAGACUUUUUUACUUUAAGUUUUGUCAGGAAAGGACUUGUAGCCCUUGGAAGUCAGUUGCGUAACAACAAGAUAUGGAGGAUAGUGUAUGUAUGAUGUAUAUACGUAUGUUUGUGUGUAAAUAAGAAGACAUUUAACGCUUGCUUUUACCCCUCUAUAUAUGUUCCCUUGGAGACAAAAGAAAACAAACCAAAAUUAAAACGAGCCAAAAUACUUUUUUGUCAAAUACAUGAUUGCUUGUAGGCUUUGUGGCUGGCAUUAAAUUUAUAUAGUUUCAGUUGAAAUGGAACAUAGUGAUACUCAGGGUAAGAUGGGAGCGGCCAUCUUAGCAUAUCAAACCAUUGCAGAAAAUGACAUGGGAGGGCAAAUUAAAAAAGGGCAUUGUCAGUGCCAGUAAGUCAAAGCCAUUCUGUCUAUUACGAAACUUUCCAUUUCGAACAUUAAAUGUUAGAAAUAUUCUGUUAAUUUAUUUUACAAAUGUAAAAAGAUCCAUUUAGAAACAUUGAACAUCUUUAGAAGCUUAAAAAAUUUGAAAUUUUGUAUGAUGGUUGAGUAGAAGUAGCUGAAGUAGCCUAAUGUGAUUAGCAUGAAGUUGUAAGUAACAAGAACAUUUCCCAGGACAUAGACAUAUCUGAUAUUGGAAGAAAGCUUAAAUUCUUGUUAAUCUAACUGCACUGUCCAAUUUACAGAAGCUAUUACAAUGAAAUAAUACCAUGCUACUGUUUGAAGAAAGUGCACAGUUGUGAACUUAAAAAUGUAUUAAUAAACCAAAUAAGCACAUUUGGGCAGUCUUAAAAACAAAAAUGCAAUGGUUCAUUGGAUCUGUCUAAAACGUUGCGCAAACACUGCUGCCAUCUAGUGGCCAAAAUCUCAAUUGCGCCUGGGCUUUAAUAAUACAUUAUGGCCUUUCUCUUGCAUUUAAAAAAUGAUGGUACAAAAAAGUAGAAAUGAAACGUAUGUUGUUUUCUUUGUAUUAUCUUUUCCCAGAUUUAAUAUGUUAUAUUCUCCUACAUUUUCACAAACUUCAAAGUGUUUCCUUUCAAAUGUUAUCAAUAAUAUGCAUAUCCUUGCUUCAGGUCCUGAGCUACUGGCAGAUAGAUUUGGGUGUCAUGUCAUUUUAGGCAAAAAAUACUCUGAGGAAGUAAAGACUAUUCCCCAGUGUUCAAGGUGUAAACUGAUCCAGAGUCAGUCAGACUGGUGCCUUUGGUGUCAGAAGUGGGAUCUUACUCUAAUCCCAUUAUAGCCAUGGUUAGAACUAGGGCAUCUGACUCAGAAUGGCAUGUAUGUGACCGGUGUAUCCUUUUCUUCUGAGAUUAAUAACAAAGGAACCUUUGAUGUACACAUAAUACCUCAUUGCUGUUGUAUAAUUAAUUUGAUCGAGAAAAAUAUAUAUUUUUUUUUCAUUGUACACUUACAGAAUACAAAUGGAUCAACAUCUUAUUGCUACUGUACCAUGAAUCUGUAAAUAUUACUACUUUUCUUUUCAAAACAGAUCCCCCCCCCCGCCCAACACCCCCCUACAGUAAAAAAAAAAAAAAAAAACAGUUAAAUGGGAGAGUUGUUUUUAUAUACAUAUUCUAUUUUUGCUUUUGUGUCUUUUGUCCAGUGCUCUUUUAAUGGAUAAAUGAUUGUUCUGUUUUGCUUUGUCUUUGCUGUUCUGUGUGUGAGAGAUCGAUUCGUGUAGAUAAAUGCUAUUUAAAUAAUUUAUCAGGAUUCGCUGCCUGCGGAAGGGGGCGUGUCCGUAUGUAUAAACGGUUUGCACACUGACAUGAGGAUGUUCUGUUUAUCGUUUAUAUUUUAUUUUUACCGUUAUUUUUGUACAAUUUAGUGAGGCUUGUCUGUAAACAUUUUUACUUAGUUGUGCAAUGUUUUUAAAAAAUGAUGUUUUUAUCCAUAGCAAUUAUUUUGUUAUAUAUACUUCAGAAACAAUAAAUAGUUAUUGAAAUCCA
Oncorhynchus keta (chum salmon) is the source of this 6656-nucleotide messenger RNA. Its product is annotated as thrombospondin-1-like. Gene Ontology annotation, cellular component: extracellular region. Gene Ontology annotation, biological process: cell adhesion; negative regulation of angiogenesis. Lineage: Eukaryota; Metazoa; Chordata; Actinopteri; Salmoniformes; Salmonidae. The coding region runs from base 213 to 3731 and encodes 1172 amino acids. Gene Ontology annotation, molecular function: calcium ion binding; protein binding. The transcript is spliced from 22 exons. The record is from RefSeq and is a predicted model, not a curated record.